UCAACAGUCACUUAAAUCAUUGAUAUGUAAAGGUUUUGUAUUUAUAGCUCUUUUCUAGUCUUGAUGACUCAAAGCACUUUACAGUUUUACAAUCACACAGAGCAUCUAUUAGCAGCACUUUGUUUUUCCAUGAGAGGCAAUUCGAGGCUCAGCAUCUUGCCCAAGGACACUUCAGCACGCAGAUAGGGAAGACUGGGGAUCGAACUGCCGACUUUCAGCUUCAUUCCUUUAAACACGAUCACUGAAUUAUUCUCUACUGAUAAAAUCAGUAAAAGGUUGAAUAACGUUUUAUCACACAGUGUUUUAGAAAGUGAAAAAUAUAUUUUUAUACAUAUGUUACGGUACCUGAUAGUGCGGGUCUAGACAGAUGUUACGGUACCUGAUGGUGCGGGACUAGACAGAUGUUACGGUACCUGAUAGUGCGGGUCUAGACAGAUGUUACGGUACCUGAUAGUGCGGGUCUAGACAGAUGUUACGGUAGCUGAGAGGCACAGGGGUGUUUGAACAUGGCGGCGACACACAACAGCAGGACGAGCUGAGACGUUCUCCUGCCAACACCCUGCUCACUUUCCAGUUAGUCGCUCCCAGCAGGUUCAUCAGGUUCCACUGAAGGGAUCGGUCCCGUGGGUUGAAGCAGAGUGCAUGCUGGGACAUUAAGAACUCCUCCUCCUCGUCCUCCUCCUCCCAGUCCCUCUCGUCAGCUCGAUGCCUCGAUGGAGAGCUCUCUUCAGUCUCUGCUCUCGGUGGUCCAGCCCGGUCCCUCAGGCCCUGGUCCUGACCCUCCUCACCUUCUGCAUCGUCCUGCCGCUCUGCUGCCACCAGCUGCUCUACUCCUACUUCUUCAUGAAGUCCGUGUACCUGGACUCCAUGAGUGAGGAGGUCCUGCAGGACAGCCUCACCCGGGGUCAGGAUGCACUGCGCUUCUGGCAGAGCGCCUCCAGCCCAGCGGGGGGGGGGUCUCCCAGGUUCCGCAGCCCCGCCCAGCACCCCGAGCUGCUGGUCACUGUGGUGAGCGUCAGGCGGAGGGAGGGGCGGGACUUCCACUACCUGCUCCAGGUGAUGCAGCAGCUGAGCGGCCUGGUGGGGGGCUGUGGGGAGCGGGGGUGCGCCGAGCUGCUGGUCUGUGACGUGGAGAGCGGUCCCCAGGAGAACCAGGACGCCAAGCUGCUGGAGAACCACGUCAGGGUGGUGCGGCGCUCGCCUGAGGAGCAGCAGGCGGCCCGGGAGCCCGUCAACACCUUCGAGAGGGAGAAGAGGGAUUACGUGUUCUGCGUCCGGAGGGGCUGGGAGCUGCUGAGGCCCCGGAACAUGGUGGUCCUGGAGGACGACGCGCUGCCCAGGGAGGAUUUCUUCUGGGUUGUGAAGGACCUUCUGUCUCGUCGCUUCUCCCUCCAGACGCUCUACAUCAAGCUCUAUCACCCGGAGAGGCUGCAGCGCUACUGGAACCCGGAGCCCUACCGCAUCCUGGAGUGGGUGGGGCUCGGCCUGGUGGGAGCCACAGCCCUCCUCCUCGGCCUCGCUUACUGGAACCCCUUCUCCUUCUCCUUCACCCUGUCGCUGGGCCACCUCCUCUUCUUCACCCUGUACUUCAUGGCGGCUGCGGAGCUCCUGGGGCGGCACUACGUCCUGGAGCUGCGGAGACUCUCCCCUCAGCUCUACGCCGUGUCCCCGGCCACCGAGUGCUGCACCCCCGCCAUGCUGUUCCCCGGGAACGCCUCGCUCAGGGUGGCCGAGUAUCUGGACGGCUCGUUCUGCGUGAAGGGGAACGCUAAAGACAUGGUCCUGUACCAGAUGGCGAGGACCAUCCCGGGGGAGACGGCUCACAGCGUGGAGCCCAACCUGGUCACCCACAUCGGGGCCUUCUCCUCGGUCAGGCCCAACCCAUCCAGGCCCAAACUCCUCUGACAGAACCAGGAGGUGGUGGAUCAGAUUCCUACUGGGCUCUACUCCUCCUUCCUGCCACGCCCCCUUCUGGACCCCUCCCACAUUGUGAGUAGAAGAUUUGGGGGAUUUUCAGGGAAGAAGUUGUCAAGUCAUCAGGAAGAAAUGGGACUAAGUUCUGAUGUUUGUCUCAGUAACGUCUCCAGAGAGCGGGUCGGUGUCACAGUGUUCAGUCACACACCAGGACAUGAGGUGCCUUUCAAAAUGUUAGAAACACAAAGUCCAUUCGGCUGAAGCUUCUUCCAUCAGAGUUUAUAACAAGAGGAGACUCAAAACUGAAAGAUAGAGGACAUAUAUAUAUUUAUAAGAUUCAACAUCAUCAUGCUGGAGAACUUCUUUAAUCGGCUUCUGGGACUUUCCUGAUUUCUAUUCAUCUGAAGUGAUUCGUUUACACUUUGUUCUUCUGACGAAUCAGUCGACUGGUGUCUAAGUGCAGUUUGGUGCAGACACGUACAAAUACAGAUGUAGCUGAUUUAAACAUGAGCCUUUAUUUCUUUAUGAUAUUUUAAAACCCCUCCGCUGCUGCCUUAACGAUUCAUCAUCCACCUUCAAAAGUUACAGAUUUUUUCAAUUAUCAACGUGUUGGAUGGAUACGAUGAAGAUUGCUCAGACUUGUUCCCCGUUCAUCCAGAUCUGGUUGAAACUCAGCUACGGGUUUGAAAGCAUCUGACUCGAUCUCUUCCUUCCAGUUUGUGUUUGGUUGGAAACGUUCCAGUGUAACAAACUGAUCAGGAGUUUAAACACCAGGCAGUGAUCAGACGUCUUCGUCUUCUCGGCUGUCAAAGCAUUUAAAUCACAUCGAAGUGACAUCUGUCUCGGCUACGUCAGUUUAGGAAACAGGAAGUUGUAGUGUGGUUGAGAAACGGUUAACUUCUUUGGACGCUGAAUCCAGACCAGGAUUCACUGAGACAGAAUGAGGUCGUGAACAUGUGAUUCUGAUUGUGUUCUUUUGUAUUUUACAGUCCUGUCUUUGUACAGAGGUUUGAGAUAGAACGCAGGAGCAGGGUUCCAGCGGUCACCUUCCUCCAUUUGGAAAUGUCACGCCUCAUGUUACCACAUUUGUCGAGCAGCCUAACCUGUGUUUGUGUCUCUGCCCUUUUUUACAUGUAGAGCAUAUUUAACAUUUAAACACUCUUGGAUGCUCUGGUUUUGUGAUUCUUGCUCAGGACGCCUUUGCUUUCGAGCGUCCUUCAUUUUCUAGCAAAACAACACAACAGGUCAAUAUCAACUUUUUCCCUCACAUUUAAAUCAACAGAUUAAUAAAAUGUCCGACAGUUCACCGGACUUCCUGCUCCCCACGCUCCAUGUGCCUUCGAUGCUCCUGACGCUGGACAUUAUAAUCAGAGAAACACUGAUUGUGAAAAUCUUGGCUGAUAAAAAUGUUCACAGAAACAAUUUGGCUGAUAGCUGAUGUUUUUUUUUACUGUUUUGUUUGUUGUUUUUUUCAUCAAACUCACCCGUUUAUGAAUGAACCGCUCAUAAGGUUAGAGCACCACCAAGUGGACAUUCUAAGGAUCUGCAGCUUUUCAACCGGCGCAGAAUUCACACAACAGAUCAAAUCAGUCACUGCCAUUAGUGGACCAUCUUGAUUGAUAAGUGCAUUUCUGAUAAAUAUAAUAUUAUGCAUGACUCAUCCCUGAUAGAAAUUACUCUUAAUGUGUAUUUAAUUUGCACUUGUGUUAAGUAAUGACAUUUAAUGAAUUGCUGGACGAACAACAGGAAGUCGCUGCCAAAGUAAAACCAUCAGGCCUAUGACAGUUUCUCACACUGCCACUAAUGACACUGUAAUAUUCCUGAAAAUCUCUUUCUCUCUUUAGAGAAGUUAGAGCCUUUGUCCGGCUUUGUGUCUGUGGUCUAACCCCAGGAGACAUCGAUCUGAAACUCUAACGCCUCAUGUGAUCGAAACGGUUGAACUCUUUGUUUGCUUGAAAAACGGUAGCGGGUUCAUUUAUAGUUAUGAUUGAAUAAAUAAGAUUUAUAUCAGAUAUGGUUUAACGGAGCACCUUAAAGAUUUGAUUGUUGCUGAUGGAUCGUCCUCUUUGUUAAAGAGCUGCUCGUGAUCAGUCAACGUUUACCAACUCAUCAAAAUAAACACUACUAUCUUCUUAAAAUGAAUCAGGAUUAUUUCUGAUUCAACGUUAUUUGCACUUUAUUAAAACACUUUAGUAAAGACAGUGUACAGAGUUCAACAUACACUGAUCAGCCACAAAGUUAAAACCACCUGCCGAGGUUCAGUAGGUUCCCUUGUGCCGCAGAUCGGACCUCCGACAGGAAGUGGAGAUGAGUCUUCCAUCUGUAUUUAUGUCUUUCUACACACUCAUUGAUUGUGUUUAUAUACAGAUAUAUACAGAUUUAUACACCCCACAUGACUUUGCCUCAUGUCAGAGUCGCUCAGAUCCAUCUCACUCGUCACCAGCGCCUCCUUUAACAAGUUAUUUUUUCACUUCAGUGGUUUUACUGUUGUGGCUGAUCGGUGUUUUUAAAAUGAGGAAAUAAAAACAUUUUAAAGUCAAAGUGCUUCUGUACAUAAUGAACAGUUAUAGUGUGUAGACACAAAUUAAAAUAUAUAAUAUAUAAUUGUGUGUUUGUUUCUCAUGUGUGAUUUUCACCUCAGUUUCGCCUUCACCUUAUUUUAAGUUAACAACAUUAAACUCUGUUUGGUUUGAGUUUGUUUGUGGUUUUAUUUGUUUUUUUUUUCUACCAUUUUAUCUCAUUCUGUGUUACAUCAAUAUUUAGAUUUAUUUAAAGUUGUGUAACUGUUUCUGCUGUUUCUUCAUUCGCUGCUGUUUAUGACUUAUCUCAUGCUGGAUUCUAUGACAAACAUGAAUUCUGAAUCUGAACAAUCGAUCAGCUGACCAAAGACUGGUGCUCUUGUCAUGUUUCAAUCUCAAAUUUCAAAAUAAAAGCCUUGUUUUGAUUUUA
Messenger RNA from Platichthys flesus (European flounder), 4863 nucleotides. RefSeq names its product post-GPI attachment to proteins GalNAc transferase 4 (gene pgap4). The record is from RefSeq and is a predicted model, not a curated record. Gene Ontology annotation, biological process: GPI anchor biosynthetic process. The transcript is spliced from 2 exons. Gene Ontology annotation, cellular component: Golgi membrane. The coding region runs from base 706 to 1905 and encodes 399 amino acids. Gene Ontology annotation, molecular function: glycosyltransferase activity. NCBI's taxonomy places the organism in Eukaryota, Metazoa, Chordata, Actinopteri, Pleuronectiformes, Pleuronectidae.